AUGUAAUAUUACGUAUCUGUGAUCAACAGCUGAGUAGUGACAUUAUGGUGACAUUUGACAAUUGAAAUUAUUUAUUUUGUGUAAUUACCUACUCGAUUUCCUAUCGGUCUGCACGUGAUAAAGAGACCAGGAUAAAUUCUUGUGAAGAAUGGCUUCCAAAAUUUCGAAACCCCAAAUUCGUGCGCUCUACAGAUCUCUCCUGCGAGAAUCGGAAAAGUUUUCCAAUUACAACUUCAGGGCAUACGCAAUCAGGAGAGUUAGAGAUGGGUUUAGAGAGAAGAAAGAUUUAACAGAUCCAAAGGCGAUUAACAAUGAAAUUAAAUAUGCAAUGGACAGUCUGCAACUUAUCAGGAGACAGAUUGUUAUUGGAGAUAUGUACAGGACAGAUAAACUCGUCAUUGAAAAUAUGAAUCAAUGACUUGAAUGUAUCAAGAAUCGAACAUGUGGUAAAAAUGUAAAUAAUAAUAAAAAUAGCUUCAUGUAAAAAUAUGUUCGGAAAAGUAAACGGAAAAAAAAUCUCAAAACUUCGGCAAUUUAUUUAUUUUAUUAUUUUAUUUUUUGCUUCCUAAAAAUGGAAUUUUACAGUCACUGAUAGCUUAUCCAACACUUUAAACAUAGAUUAUUAGAUUUUCAUAAACAAUUUGUUAUUUUAACUGACAGAUACUCUAUCCACAAAUUAUCCAGAAAUUGUUAAACUGGCGAGUCUUAACUUGCUUCAGUGAUUUAGUAUUAAAACAAAAAGAUCCCGGUUUAAAAAAAAUCAUCAAAUACCUCUUUUUAAAUUACAAGUCAUAUUGCACCUUAAAUCUUAGGAAUAAAGUUCUAAUUUAGUUGUCGAUUGAUGUAUGAUUUUUAUUAUAUAAUGCAUUUGUAUGUAAAUAGUUUAGAACGUUAGAAUUUUAAAUAAAUAAGUGUUAGAAAGAAAAA
Molecule: messenger RNA, 927 nt
Organism: Colias croceus (clouded yellow)
Lineage: Eukaryota; Metazoa; Arthropoda; Insecta; Lepidoptera; Pieridae
Gene: bcn92
Product: LYR motif-containing protein 4
Exons: 4
Coding region: 149-418 (89 amino acids)
Biological process (GO): iron-sulfur cluster assembly
Cellular component (GO): L-cysteine desulfurase complex; mitochondrion
Source: RefSeq, a predicted model, not a curated record